Messenger RNA from Monopterus albus (swamp eel), 2328 nucleotides. RefSeq names its product SNW domain containing 1 (gene snw1). The record is from RefSeq and is a predicted model, not a curated record. The coding region runs from base 83 to 1693 and encodes 536 amino acids. The transcript is spliced from 14 exons. NCBI's taxonomy places the organism in Eukaryota, Metazoa, Chordata, Actinopteri, Synbranchiformes, Synbranchidae. Gene Ontology annotation, biological process: mRNA splicing, via spliceosome. Gene Ontology annotation, cellular component: spliceosomal complex.
CAAAAACUAUCAGAAAAGGUCCAUCAAAAUCUACUGUACUGUCACCGCGCAUGCCCAGUUCAUUGCUAAGGAAGAAAGGAAGAUGUCUCUGGCGAGCUUUUUACCGGCGCCGACCCAGCUGUCCCAGGAUCAGUUGGAGGCAGAGGAGAAGAUCCGGGCUCAGAGAUCCUACUCCACCGCCCUGGUUUCGUCCCGCAGAGAGCCACCACCUUAUGGACAAAGAAGAGGUUGGGUGCCUCGCUCACUUGAGGACUUUGGAGAUGGAGGAGCUUUUCCAGAGAUCCACGUGGUCCAGUUUCCUGUGGAGAUGGGCAGGAAGAAGAAGACAUCCAAUGCCCUGGCGGUGCAGGUGGAUGCAGAAGGAAAGAUUAAAUAUGAUGCCAUCGCUAGACAAGGACAGGGGAAGGAUAAGGUGAUCUUCAGUAAGUACACAGACCUACUUCCAAAGGACGUUCUGAAUGAAGAGACUAAAGAGCUACAGAGGCCGGAUGAAGAGGCUGUAAAAGAACUUACAGAGAAAACUCGCGCUGCCCUGGACAAGCAGGUGUCUCAAAAGAUUGCUGCUGCCAUGCCUGUAAGAGCUGCAGACAAACAAGCUCCUGCACAGUACAUCAGAUACACCCCAUCCCAGCAGGGAGUGGCUUUUAACUCAGGGGCCAAACAGAGAGUGAUCCGCAUGGUGGAAAUGCAGAAAGACCCUAUGGAGCCUCCACGUUUUAAGAUUAACAAGAAGAUUCCUCGAGGACCUCCUUCUCCUCCUGCGCCUGUCAUGCAUUCUCCAAGCAGAAAGAUGACAGUCAAGGAGCAGCAAGAGUGGAAGAUUCCUCCCUGCAUCUCCAACUGGAAGAACGCUAAAGGAUACACCAUUCCUCUGGACAAACGUUUGGCUGCAGAUGGUAGAGGGUUACAAACUGUUCAUAUCAAUGAAAACUUUGCCAAGCUGGCUGAGGCACUCUACAUCGCUGACAGAAAGGCCAGAGAGGCAGUGGAGAUGCGAGCCCAGGUAGAGAAGAAGAUGGCCCAGAAGGAGAAGGAGAAGAAGGAGGAGAAACUGAGAGAGCUGGCCCAAAUGGCUAGAGACCGCAGGGCCGGGAUCAAAAGUCACGGGGACAAAGGUGGCGAGGACGGUGAGGCCAGAGAGCGCGAUGAGAUCCGCCAUGACAGAAGGAAAGAGAGACAGCACGACAGGAACAUUUCCAGGGCUGCUCCUGAUAAGAGGUCGAAGCUGCAGAGAGACCAAGAGAGGGAUAUCAGUGAGCUCAUCGCCCUGGGCAUGCCCAAUCCUCGUUCCUCCAGUGAGGCACAGUACGACCAGCGACUCUUCAAUCAGAGCAAGGGUAUGGAUAGUGGUUUUGCUGGCGGUGAGGAUGAGACAUACAAUGUGUACGACCAGCCGUUCCGCAGCGGCCGAGACAUGGCCUCAAACAUCUACAGGCCCAGCAAGAAUAUAGACAAGGAUGCCUACGCUGAUGACUUUGACUCAAUUAUGCACAACAACAGGUUUGUUCCAGACAAAGAGUUCUCAGGUGCCGACCAUGGUCAGAGACGGGAAGGACCGGUCCAGUUUGAGGAGGAUCCCUUUGGUCUGGACAAGUUCUUGGAACAAGCCAAGCAGCACGGUGGCUCCAAAAGGCCCUCCACCAGUAGCCGCUCAAAGGAUGACUACCAUGACAAGAAGCGCAGGAAGGAGUGAGGGUGCCUGGGCACCCAUUCGAUUCAAGACAGUUGAUAAGAGGUGGUUUAUUCAAGUCUCUGUCAAGAAUGAUCGGGUGAUUUGUUGUCUUUCAGUUGAAAGAAGGUGCAAGACGCUCUCUUUUUCCUCCUGUUUUCGCAUUUGUGGCUUACUUGGCGCCAUUCAGAACAUGUUGAGCAUUUAUGCUGAAUACAACAUGAAUUAACGUGUAAUAUGUAAAGUAAGUGGAGCUAAACCUACAGCUGUAUGUGUGAGUUCAGCCUCUGCAUCUGGAAACAUCUCUGCACAGUGCAGCCAAUGGCAUUUCAGACGUGGAUGGUAAUAUUUGGGACAUUUGCCCUGGAAAUAUGUAGAUUUUAGUUAUUGUCUCAUUUUUUUUAAGUUAGUGUUGUUGUUUUUUUUUUUUUAUAUGUAUAAAGACUAAACCCAACAAACUCAGCAGUGCUCAUAUUUACCUUUGUUAUAUUUUUACCCCAUAUUCCUAAUCCCCUUUGACUUUUUGUCAGCUGUGUGGUGUGGCUGGGAGCAUAGUUAUAGCCUAUGUUUGAUGGCAGAUAUGUAAAGUGAUAUAAACAAAGCAGCUUUAUAAUUCUUGUACAUUACUACCAAUGGAAUAAAUUUCAUAUAGUGUGUAA